Messenger RNA from Ruditapes philippinarum (Manila clam), 453 nucleotides. RefSeq lists its product as uncharacterized. The record is from RefSeq and is a predicted model, not a curated record. The transcript is spliced from 4 exons. Bases 35 to 376 code for a protein of 113 amino acids. NCBI's taxonomy places the organism in Eukaryota, Metazoa, Mollusca, Bivalvia, Venerida, Veneridae.
UAAGUUAGCGCUUGUUUUUCUUGUGAUAUGUUUCAUGGUAGUCGUUGCGGAGGCGAAUCAUCGUCUGCCCGACACUGAGGAUGAAAUUGCUCGAUGGGCCCUGGACGAGAUAGGCUCCGGUUAUGUACUGAUCAAUGUUAGGAGGAUUAGGCAAAAGCACGUAGACGGUACACUCUAUAAUAUGAGGUUGAAGGUCCGAGAAUACAGACCCGGCGGAAGGCGCACCAAAAUUUUGACCUGUAGGGUGAAGGUCGUGGUCUUCAACAAUCGUAGAACUCUCCUGUCUCACAGAUGUUUCUCCUCCGGCUCUGGUCGAGGUCCAUUUGAUUCUUCUGAAGGUCCAUUUGAUUCUUUGGGUUCAGCUGGUCCACACUAAGCAGCGUCUCAGUACUGAUAGUUCUUCCGACAUUCAUUAUUUUAUGUUUAUGAUCGGGUCUUCAAAUAAACGAAUGU